This is a messenger RNA of Cokeromyces recurvatus, 579 nucleotides long. RefSeq names its product UAA transporter. The annotation marks the transcript as partial. Gene Ontology annotation, cellular component: endoplasmic reticulum membrane; Golgi membrane. The record is from RefSeq and is a predicted model, not a curated record. Lineage: Eukaryota; Fungi; Mucoromycota; Mucoromycetes; Mucorales; Mucoraceae. The transcript has 4 exons. Gene Ontology annotation, biological process: transmembrane transport. Gene Ontology annotation, molecular function: UDP-N-acetylglucosamine transmembrane transporter activity.
UUUUCUUCAGCUGUAAAAGUAUAAAAUCUAUUCUUCUUACACACACUUUUUUAUUAUUAUUAUCCCCUUAUUAUAUUUAUAUUAUAUAAUGGAUAAUGCAAAUAAUGAUUUUAUUAGUGCUUUAACACAAAUGAUUGCUUCUGAAUUUCCUCUAAUAUUAUCACUUAUUUUCGGUGGAUGUUGUAGCAAUGUAUUCGCCUUAGAAGUGCUUGUAACUGAUGCACCAACAAGUGGUCAACUUAUUACUUUUGGACAAUUUCUUUUUGUGUCAUUAGAAGGCUUAAGACAUCAACUUACUUGGGGUCGAUUUGGCCCUAAAUUAAAACCUACCAUUGUUCCCAUUCGAAAAUGGCUUUUCUUGGUCAUCAUGUUCUUUAUUGUUUCACUUUUGAACAACUUAGCUUUAGGAUAUAAUAUUUCUGUUCCAUUACAUAUUAUUUUUAGAUCGGGUGGAUUAAUUGUAAAUAUGAUUUUGGGCGCAUUGAUUUUGAAAAAAAAAUAUUCUUUGGGCCAAAUUCUAGGUGUUUUAUUUGUUACUGCAGGUGUUAUUUGGGCUACUUUAGAUAAUGCUUCUUCUAG